AUGUACAAUGGAGCUAAGGUAAGAAAGAGGACGUGCGAUAGCGGUGAGGAACGACCACAACAACCUGACGGAAAAAUUCCGCUGAACGUUGCGGCUGUACGACUGCGGAAUCUCGCGAAACUUUCCUAUCCGGUAGGUGGUCACUGUCAGAAUCAAAGAAAAGAUGAUGUCGUUGAAAAGUGGUAUUAUUCUGCAGAGCGAACAAUGAUGGCAAGGAAUUUGGCUCGUAGGAGGAGACGGACCUUCUUACUUCCAUCGUCCGUGGAACCAAACUGUGUUGAAAUGCGAAAAAUUCUCUUCAAAAAGGACUUUUCACAAGUGACGACAAUCGUACCUGCCCACGCCAUCGCCAUAUGCAUUCGCAUAGAGCAAAAAGCGGACAGAAAGGAAGUUUAUCUUGCAGAGCAAUCGCUUCAGUUGCUGCGUAACGUCGUGAUCUCCCAACAAGCAUAUGAAGCUGCUACUUUACGUAUGAGAAUGAACAAGAAAACUCCUCUCCCGAAUGGUUGA
Necator americanus (New World hookworm) is the source of this 510-nucleotide messenger RNA. RefSeq lists its product as uncharacterized. NCBI's taxonomy places the organism in Eukaryota, Metazoa, Nematoda, Chromadorea, Rhabditida, Ancylostomatidae. The transcript is spliced from 3 exons. The record is from RefSeq and is a predicted model, not a curated record. The coding region runs from base 1 to 510 and encodes 169 amino acids.